GAUGGAAUUCGUGGUCUGAAGGGUCAUAAGGGUGAAAAGGGCGAGGACGGUUUUCCCGGGUUCAAAGGGGACAUGGGCGUGAAAGGUGACAGGGGAGAGGUUGGAGUUCCUGGUUCUAGGGGAGAAGAUGGUCCCGAGGGGCCGAAGGGACGCACUGGACCCACUGGAGACCCUGGCCCCCCCGGGCUCAUGGGCGAAAAGGGCAAGCUGGGUGUUCCUGGUCUGCCUGGCUACCCUGGACGCCAGGGUCCCAAGGGGUCCCUGGGAUUUCCUGGUUUUCCUGGUGCCAGUGGAGAGAAGGGAGCCCGGGGCCUGUCGGGGAAGUCAGGGCCUCGGGGAGAGCGGGGCCCCACGGGUCCACGGGGUCAGCGGGGACCCCGAGGUGCCACGGGGAAGUCUGGCGCUAAGGGAACAUCAGGUGGUGAUGGCCCCCAUGGUCCUCCUGGAGAAAGGGGUCUCCCUGGACCUCAAGGCCCCAAUGGAUUUCCUGGCCCCAAAGGACCUCCAGGUCCCCCUGGGAAGGACGGGCUGCCGGGACACCCAGGCCAGAGAGGGGAAGUGGGUUUCCAAGGGAAGACUGGCCCCCCUGGUCCUCCAGGGGUGGUGGGACCUCAGGGAGCAGCAGGAGAAACUGGGCCCAUGGGGGAGAGGGGUCACCCGGGCCCCCCCAGGCCCCCCAGGAGAGCAGGGACUGACUGGAACAGCUGGAAAAGAAGGAACAAAGGGUGACCCUGGUCCCCCAGGGGCUCCAGGGAAGGAUGGACCUGCUGGUCUGAGGGGUUUCCCAGGAGAGAGAGGCCUCCCUGGCACUGCUGGUGGAUCCGGCUUGAAGGGAAAUGAAGGUCCGGCGGGUCCCCCUGGCCCUGCAGGCUCCCCUGGGGAGCGAGGUGCAGCAGGAUCGGGGGGACCCAUUGGCCCCCCAGGGCGCCCAGGCCCACAGGGUCCCCCUGGAGCUGCAGGAGAGAAAGGUGUCCCGGGUGAGAAGGGCCCCAUUGGUCCAACUGGUCGAGAUGGGGUGCAGGGUCCUGUGGGGCUUCCCGGUCCUGCUGGACCCCCUGGUGUGGCAGGAGAGGAUGGAGACAAGGGUGAGGUGGGAGACCCUGGACAGAAGGGCACUAAAGGGAACAAGGGUGAACAUGGCCCUCCUGGACCCCCUGGACCCCUUGGUCCUGUGGGGCAGCCUGGAGCCGCGGGAGCAGAUGGGGAGCCCGGAGCUCGGGGACCCCAGGGACACUUUGGAGCCAAAGGUGAUGAAGGAACGAGAGGAUUCAAUGGGCCCCCGGGACCCAUUGGCCUACAGGGUUUGCCAGGCCCCUCGGGUGAGAAGGGAGAAACAGGAGAUGUGGGCCCUAUGGGACCACCCGGCCCCCCAGGACCUCGAGGCCCAGCUGGACCCAAUGGAGCUGAUGGUCCACAAGGUCCCCCGGGAGGUGUUGGGAACCUAGGUCCCCCUGGAGAGAAGGGGGAGCCGGGAGAGUCAGGCUCUCCAGGGGUCCAGGGUGAGCCCGGUGUCAAGGGCCCACGCGGGGAGCGUGGAGAGAAAGGAGAGUCGGGGCAACCAGGAGAGGCAGGACCACCAGGGCCUAAAGGCCCCACCGGUGAUGACGGCCCCAAAGGGAACCCUGGUCCCGUUGGUUUUCCUGGUGAUCCUGGCCCUCCUGGAGAAGGUGGCCCUCGGGGCCAGGAUGGUGUGAAGGGUGACCGAGGAGAGGAUGGAGAGCCAGGACAGCCUGGAUCCCCUGGUCCCACUGGGGAGAAUGGACCUCCUGGACCACUUGGAAAGCGGGGUCCUGCCGGCACCCCUGGUCCUGAGGGGCGGCAAGGAGAGAAGGGAGCCAAGGGGGAUCCCGGUGCUGUGGGUGCCCCAGGGAAGACAGGCCCUGUGGGUCCAGUAGGCCCAGCAGGGAAACCUGGUCCUGAUGGUCUAAGGGGACUCCCAGGCUCAGUGGGUCAGCAAGGCCGUCCUGGGGCCACAGGCCAGGCGGGACCUCCAGGUCCUCUGGGACCCCCGGGACUUCCUGGCCUGCGAGGUGAUGUUGGAGCCAAGGGCGAGAAGGGUCACCCAGGUCUCAUCGGGCUGAUUGGGCCCCCUGGGGAGCAGGGAGAGAAGGGUGAUCGGGGACUUCCUGGCCCUCAGGGCUCUGCUGGACAGAAGGGAGAGACGGGUAUUCCCGGAGCAUCUGGCCCUAUUGGUCCUGGAGGGCCUCCCGGCCUCCCCGGACCUGCUGGCCCCAAAGGAGCCAAAGGAGCCACAGGCCCAGCUGGACCCAAGGGAGAGAAGGGCGUCCAGGGUCCUCCAGGACACCCGGGCCCCCCCCGGUGAGGUGAUCCAGCCCCUGCCCAUCCAGAUGCCCAAGAAGACUCGGCGCUCCGUGGAUGGAAGCCGCCUGAUGCAGGAGGAUGAGGCCAUGCCGACUG
Lontra canadensis (Northern American river otter) is the source of this 2418-nucleotide messenger RNA. RefSeq names its product collagen alpha-2(XI) chain-like. The transcript has 36 exons. The coding region runs from base 128 to 2323 and encodes 731 amino acids. NCBI's taxonomy places the organism in Eukaryota, Metazoa, Chordata, Mammalia, Carnivora, Mustelidae. The record is from RefSeq and is a predicted model, not a curated record.